AUGAUCUACGUCAACGCAAACAUCAUCACAGUGAAUGAGAAAUUUGAUGUCAUCGAAAAUGGUGCCAUAGCUGUCAAAGAGGACAGAAUUGUUGCCAUUGGUCCAGUGGAUCAGGUUGUUCUGGACUUUCCAGAGGAGGCUCAAUGUGACUUGAAGGGCCAAAUUGUGAUGCCUGGUCUUAUCUCCUUGCAUGUCCACUUGGCCCAAUCUCUUUUGAGGACAGCAGCGGACGAUUUAGCCUUGAUAGAGUGGCUCUGUGACCGUAUUUGGAGAAUGCAAGGCUGCUUCACGGAAGAAGACGGAUACGUUGCUUCUCGUUUAACCAUUGCAGAAAUGUUGAAGUCGGGAACUACCACGUUCGUGGAAUCUCUAUUUGCCGAGAGAUAUGGCUUCGAAGGUGCAGUUAAAGCGGUGACUGAAUCUGGAAUUAGAGGUUGUUUGGGAAAGGUGGUAAUGGAUCAGCCACGUUAUGCCACUCAGGAGGGAAUCACAAUGCAUCCUGGUCUCGUAGAGGAUGAAAGGUCCUUAUCAAACGCAGUGAACUGUUUCAACAAGUACAAUGGUACAGGAGAUGGAAGAGUUGAAGUUUGGUUCGGCGCCAGGACACCAGGCGGUGUUUCCGAAGAAUUGUAUCGUGAAAUGGUGAAGAUUGCCAGGGAAAACGACAUUGGCGUGACAAUGCAUUGCGCUGAAGUUAAAGCCGACCGGGAGUUCUUUGCUUCAAAAGGUCAUUCACCCAUGUCUUAUUGUAAAGACCUUGGUUUACUUGCACCACGCACGGUUCUUGCCCAUAUGGUGCACUUGGAUGACACUGACAUUGCAAUAUUGAAGGAUACUGGAGCUUCUGUAGCUCACUGCCCCACCUCAAACGCCAAACUUGGAAGCGGGAUUGCUCGUGUGAAGGAACUUUUGGAAGCUGACAUUCCGGUCGGUCUUGGAUGUGAUGGCUGCCCUUGCAACAAUGUCAUGGAUCUUUUGCAAGAGAUGAAGUUGGCCUCUAUCCUCCCUAAGGCACUUCACGGUGAUCCGUUACUAGUUCCUGCCAAAAAAGUCAUCCAGAUGUCCACUAUCAUAGCGGCCAAGGCUUUGGGUAAAGACCACGAAAUUGGCUCUUUGGAAGUCGGUAAAAAAGCUGACUUUAUUACCAUCAAUUUAACAGAUAAGCUUUACGCACAGCCGAUGCGUGAUCCAGUGUCAAUGGUUGUCUACAUUGCGACAGGUGCUGACGUUGAUACUGUUGUUAUCAACGGGAAGGUUGUAGUUAAAGAAAGAAGUCUUUUGACCAUGGACGAGAAAGAGAUCAUCAAAGACGCAAACAUACAUGGAGAAGAAGUACGGAAAAGAGCCAACUGCUAG
Messenger RNA from Clavispora lusitaniae ATCC 42720, 1356 nucleotides. Its product is annotated as amidohydrolase. Gene Ontology annotation, molecular function: hydrolase activity, acting on carbon-nitrogen (but not peptide) bonds. The record is from RefSeq and is a predicted model, not a curated record. Lineage: Eukaryota; Fungi; Ascomycota; Pichiomycetes; Serinales; Metschnikowiaceae.